Messenger RNA from Paramuricea clavata, 12671 nucleotides. Lineage: Eukaryota; Metazoa; Cnidaria; Anthozoa; Malacalcyonacea; Plexauridae. The record is from the annotation of a GenBank genome assembly.
CUUGAAAUGCAUGAUAACUUACCAUGAACAAAACCGGCUGUAUGUGUGAUAUUGGUUAAAAACGUUGUAUGAAUUACAUACCAACCGACUCCGUACAAUGUCAGACUCAUGUUCAAGUUCGGACACCAACGCUGUCGACGAUACGGCGUCGUAAAUUUGGGCAGCUUUUUGAAACCAUGGGCCAGAGCAAGAAGACCAGAGUGUUUGCUCUGGUCUUCCUUGGAAUUGUGGUCAGUUUCACAUUCAGUGUAUGGACUAGUAGGUACGCGCGUUUCCCACCUUUGAGAUGCUUGUACGUUGCCAGAACACGUGUGAGCAAUGCUGCUCACAAUUUAGCUCGACCGAAUGCGAUACGAGACGAGUUUCAUACCAAAGGCUUCUUAUUUAUUUCCGUAAUGAGUUCACAAAAAUAUCUUAACACGAGAGCUCGCGGCGUUUGGGAAACGUGGGGCAAGGAAGUGCCAGGCAAAUUGGCGUUCUUCACUGGGCAUAUUAACAGGACAGAUGAUACAAAAUACUUACCAAUCAUCGAGCUUGAUGUGCCCGAUGAUGUUUACCCGCCACAGACAAAGGCAUUCAAAAUGCUUGAGUACGUCUACGAGCAUUUUGUUGAUAAAUAUGAGUGGUUUAUGAGAGCCGACGAUGAUGUUUAUUUACGGACUGAUAAACUACGAUUAUAUCUGAUGAAAUUUGAUAGCGCUGAAGACCUAGUUAUCGGGCAGCCGGGCACGGGGAAAAAGGAAGAAAUUGGAAAACUCGGUUUGGGCAGAGAUGAUAAUUUUUGUCUUGGCGGGCCCGGUAUUAUGAUGACUUCAAGUGUCUUGCGAAACGUUGGACCAAAUGCAGUGUAUUGUUUAAAUACUACAGCCUCGUAUCACGAAGAUGUAGAAAUAGGCCGGUGUUUACGGCAAUUUGGCGGUGUUAUGUGCCCCUGGGGGUUUGAGGUAGGUAAACCGACGGUAUAGCUUCUAACUAUUUUGUAAUUUUCUGAUUUAAGUAUCAAUUGCCCCGGGAGUUUGAUUAUUGUUUUAGCAUGUAUAUUUAUUGCCUCGCUCAUUGCCACAUUAUAUAAUAUUAUGAUUGCAACCUUUUUAGAAUUAGAACGUUCUCAUUGCAACAUUUAUAUCUAUUAGAACACAUUCGAAUUCGUUCGGCAUGGUCUAUAUUUUAAAAUAUCUCAUGACCUCUGACAAUGUAUAGGGCACAAAAUUACAAUGUAUAGGGCACAAAUUUAUCGGCAUUCGGCACUUUGUUUGUUUUAAAGGCGAUAUUAAUCAAGAUUUUAUCACAAAAUAAUUAGCCAACUCUAAAAAAGUCGCUCGAAGCUGGGAAAACGACGAAUUUAAUAAAUCGCUUAUAUUGAAAUUUGAUUAUUUUUGCAUAAGUUUUUAUUAGGAUUAUAGGAUCAAUUUUUGAUAAAAUUAUAUGGUCGAGAAAACAUGCAUAAUUGUUAAAGUGAAAGCAAAAAUUUUAUAGGUGUUUAAUGUGGUUAAACUUCGUAAUAUUCCUACCCUACUUUUACAAUAUUAUUAAAUUCAUUUCGACGAUUUAUAAACAUUAAUAUUACAUUGGCAUUUUCUAAGUAUAAACUCAGCUGGGUGUAUACGUGAUAUAUUAUGAAUUCCACAAGAUUACUAGAAGCAAUAUUAAAUAUUUCAAUUAAAUUUAAAUAAUUUGAUCUAAGGUCAUCUAUAAAUAUCAUUUUUAGGGCCUGUUCAUAUGAUCCUGUUCAUAUGAGAAAGCGAGCUGGCCCGCUUGCCGAGAUCUCGUUUGAAUUUGCCGAGAUCAUAGGUAGGCGGGAUAAAAAAUUUUCCAUAUGAACACGCCAGCCCGCUUACCGGGAUGAAGUCAAACAAGUCUUGCCGGUUUAAUUUAACACUUUUUACUUGGUUUUAUGUUUGUUUUGUAAACAAGUAUUAAAUAAGCACCUGAAGCAAUACUUUUUCUAGUAAAUAAACGAAGAAAAACACUAAAAUCGCUAAGUAUUUGUGUUACUUGACUGAAAUGUAGAAGUUUUGCAUACGCUAAUUAUAGAACUACAAUGUAAUUUCAUCUCGGCAAGCGGGACGAAAUAUUCCAUAUGAACGCACGGAAAUAUUCGUCUCGGUAAGCGAGACGUCCCGGUAAGCGGGAUCAUAUGAACAGGCCCUUAGUCCGUAAUUGCAAUGUUAUUCAAAAAAAAAAAAAUCCAGUUGAAUAUAAUCAGAAUAUUGCGGAUCUACGCAUAUGACGCAUGAGGCAUUCUUUCGCCUGCAUGUGCUUUGCACGUGGUCGAUGUUCGAAUGCGCCUUUUGAACUUUGCAUACACACGCAAAAAUCUCCGAUCUUGUAACAAGUUUGUCAACAAACUGCCAACAAGUUGUCUUCGCACUGUUUGUCACAAGUUGUCAACAAAUUUGGAACAAGCUGUUAACAAUUUGUAACAACCUUGUUGAUAUUAUCAGACUUGUAGCAAGGUUGUUCCAACAAGUCCGAUACAGUAAUGAAUGAUAUAGCAGUAAUGUUACAAUCUUGUGUCGUCAGUCAACCUGGAAAACAUUCUUGUUAUAUCAUGACUGUAUCAGACUUGUUAGAACAUCCUUGUAACAAGUCUGAUAAUUCCAUCAAGCUUGUUACAAGUUGUUAACAGCUUGUUCCCAAACUUGUUCCAACAACUGGGAACAAGCAGUGCGAACACAACUUGUCGACAGUUUGUCAACAGACUUGUUUGCAGACCUGUCACAACUUGUGCGUUUUUACGGUGUGUAAAAAUCUCGCAUCUUGUAACAAGGCUGCCAACAAGUUGUGUUCGCACUGCUUGUCCCAAGUUGUCAAGUUUGGAACAAGCUGUUAACAACUUGUAACAACCUUAUUGAUAUUAUCAGACUUGUUGCAAGGUUGUUCCAACAAGUCCGAUACAGUCAUGAUAUAACAAUAUUGUUACAACCUUGUAACAUUCUUGUUAUAUCAUGACCGUAUCAGACGUUGCAACAAGUUUGAUAAAGCCAUCAAGCUUUUUUGUUAACAGCUUGUUCCAAACUUGUUACAACAACUGGGAGCUUGUUGGCAACUUGCGACAAGGUUGUUGAGCUCAACCAACUUGUUACAAGUUGUUCCAACAACGUGUUAUCGCGGGGACCGCGGAGCCUGUUGAAAACGGGGGGCAGGAUAGCACGGGAGGUAUGCCACGCAGGCAGGCUGAAUUUUAUCCAUCGAAAAAGUGGGGGCGGGGGGGACAUCCUCCCCCCGCCCCCUGUUAGCGGUCCCUGCCAUGUUCCUCAUAAAUAUACUAUAUAUAACGAUAUAUUGGACUGUACAUGUUUUGUGACCUGUUACCAAAGCAUUGACAAAGCCGCCAUGUUUGCAUAUAGCGUAGGAAAAUUCAUCCACAUGUUGUACUUUGUAGUUCAAUUGGAGAAAGAACUCUUUUAAGUUUUAUUGUGAAAGAUGAAACCGUAUAAUUUUCAAUAGUUUUUAGAUCACUAGGUAAGGAAUUGAAAAGACUCGAAACACUAUAUAUAGGAUAUAUUUUGUCGGUCUUAACUAAAGGGAGCCUCAAGGAGUUUCAAAAGCAUACUUUUCCAUUAUUUUGGCAAUGUUUGUUUUGCAUAUGUCGUAGCAGUUAUAUACGUCAAACGACGUAUGUAUGUAUAGAAAAAAUGCGAGGCCGUUAAUUUGAUUUCCGGUAGACACAACGAUUUUCUUUCAUUCGGGCUAAACAGAGUGCUUUAAAACCACUUGGUACAUUCAAGAAGAGUCUCUUCUCACACAAAAAGUUCCUAAUGCACGCUACAAAGCAUGCAUAAUGCAUGACCCAUGAUCGGUUCACAUACAAUUAAAUCUUGGGCCACAUAAAAUAAAUUCCUUGAUUCUCAUCACCGCCCGACUGUAUUUUAAGAGCCGCGUGAAAUUUUUUUAUAUUUUGUUAUACAAUAUAAAUGUACCGCCCAACAAAAUAUUUCAAGACAGUUAAGUUUUUUAUAUUUUAUAUUGGGUUUUUAUAGUGCCAUUUUAAACUGCCAAUUUCAAACAAAUAGAACCUUGAAAGAAAUUUCAUUGCAUUUUAACGGAACUUCGCAUUCAGUUCAAGGGCAGUUCAGUUUGUGACACUUUUAUUUAUUGAUAUAUAUAUUAAAUUAUAUGAAUAUAAAAUAUAAAAUAUAAACCUCCCGCCUCUUUGACAUUUUCAAAGUGUAGUGAUGAGAAUCAAGGAAUUUAUUUUAUGUGGCCUUGAUUUAAAUUAGGGAAUAAAAUUUCAAUUUAUAUCUAAUUUUAACCCGUUUGCCAAAAUGUUCCUCGUGAUGAAACGGUUUAUAAGAUUUUAGAAUUCAAAUUCCAUUCAACGAAAGAAUUUUUUUUCUUUUCACAGUGUGAUUUUGAGUUAUGUCUACGCGCGCAAAAAUCGCACAUCUUGUUAGCAAAUCGGCAUACCAACAACACGUAAAAACGCACAGCUUAUUGUAACAAGUCUGCAAACAAGUCUGUUCACAAGCUGUCAACAAGUUGUGUUCGCACUGCUUGUUCCCAGUUUGUUGUAACAAGUUUGGAAGAAGCUGUUAACAACUUGUAACAAGCUUGAUGUCAUUAUAUCAGACUUGUUACAAUUAAGACUGUGCUAACAAGUUUGUUAUACAGCCAUGAUAUAACAAGGAUGUUACAAGGUUGUCAACAUAAGGUUGUAGCAAUCUUCUAGUACCAAGCAUGUAACGGACUUGUCAGAACAACCUUGCAACAAGUCUGAUAGUUUCGACAAGGUUGUUACAAGUUGUCAACAAGUUGUUCCAAACCCGUUGACAACUUGUGACAAACAGUGCGACUAGAUACAUCUUGUUGACGGCUUGUUGGCAGACUUGUUGCAAGAUGCGAGAUUUUUGUGUGUAAACUGCAUGCUACACAGUCUUGAUGUAACAAUAUUGUUACAACCUUGUGUCGUCAACCUUGCAACAUUCUUGUUAUAUCAUGACUGUAUCAGACUUAUUAGAACAACCUUGUAACAAGCCUGCAUGAUAAUGCCAUCAAACUUGGUACAAGUUGGAAUGACAAAAUAGAAUGAUUUUAUCGAUUGGGCCAGACUUGCCACUGAAUAAGAGAGUGGAAAAAUGAUAACAAUCAAAGACAAUGGUGAAUUCCAAUGUCGAUCCAAUUCUGCAUGGGAACUUUUUCAAACACGUAGUAACACACGUCCGAACGCCGUGACUGAGAAAAUUGUCAGUAUAAUUGUCGUUGGCGAAAUAAAGCUUUUAACGAAAAUAAUUUACUAUAGUUAAAAUAAUUAAUUAAGUGAUCAUAUACUGCGUAUAUAUACUGUAUAUAUACAAAUGUGGUUUGGUUCACGAAAUGUCAAAGAUUGCCGCUCGAUAUCAUAAAAAUAGAUAGAGAAAAAAAAAAUCAUAAAAAUUCAUAAAAAUAGAUAGAGGAGAAAUAGUCAUUUUACCUCAAACGGUUGCCAUGCAUAACAGCCCUGUUUCAUCCAAGAGGAAUCGCCUGAUGAUUCCUCUUGGAUGAAACGCAGGCUGUUGUGGCAUCCUUUUGAGGUUCUUAAACGACUAUAUCUGUGAAGGAUUACUGAUAAUUAUACUUGUCAAUUAUAUUAUUAUGAAAGAACUAAAGGAAUAAACUGAUUAUUAAUUGAAGAACUCUUCGAGUGGAUGUCCGUGCUGGUAAAAGAAUUCUUCCAGCCUUUUGGCUGUUUGCUUGCAAUUGGCGUUUGGCUAUAUAUAGUUUUAAGUCUUGAUAAUACUUGAUUAUCUUUAAUUAUUAUGUCGAUUGAUUAUUUUGGAAGGUAUCAAAGACAAAGACUAUUUAGAUGCGAAACCAGAUUAGAUCACGUCCAAUGGACAUGUAUUGUUAAAUAUAAUUGUAGCAUUUCUGGGGUAUUUUUAAUUUUAAUUACAGCCCAAAUGAAUAUACAGAAUAUACCAUGCAAUGCAUGAAGACUUUUUGAAGUGCUGAAAUUAUUAUCUAUAGAAUGCUUAUGAAUGCGACGCCAUAUGACUGCAUAGCAAUGCCCACAGGCUAUACACCGUUUUAUUCGUCAUAAUUAUUAAAUUACUUCUUAAUUGAAACUAAAAGACUUAUUAUAAUAAGUCUUUUAGUUUCAAUUAAGAAGUAAUUUAAUAAUUAUGACGAAUAAAACGGUGUAUAGCCUGUGGGCAUUGCUAUGCAGUCAUAUGCCAUAUGGUGUCGCAUUCAUAAGCCGUUCUAUAGCUAGGGUAGUUAUUAAAAAACAAAAAAAAGAGAAAGUUUUGACGACUUAAAAAAUACUUGAAGUAAAAAGUAAAAGUACUAUUGUAUUUAGCAUGUAGAGGGAGGGGGGGGGGGACUUCUCCGAUGGAUCGACAUCACAAAAGAUCGCAAAACAACCCACCAUUAUAUGCGCGCACCUAAUAUAUAAUAUUUCACGACAUGGUUUAUACUUUCCAGCCACCUUUGGAGAUAUAAGAAAUCCAUUAAAUAAAUAAUGCUUAUGAUAAGUAAGCCACGAAAGAGAGAUCCCAGACGCAUGUAGAGGUUCUAUAUUACCUUUCCCAAAAUUAAAAUAAAUCAGGAAUAAAUGGCGUAAAAUUAAGACGUAUAUACAAAGCGAAAGCAAAACGAAAUAUAUCUCAAAACUUAGAAGAGCAGGUUGUCUCUGCAUUUCAACUGCUGCCGGUUAUUCUUUCAAACUUGCUAGGCUUCAAAAUCAGAUUCCAGAAAGAUUCAAGAUUAACUCACAGACGCGACUUGUUGUUCGAAAUUGAUGAGGGUGAACAAAUUGUACAAGAAGAAUAGCAUUGUUCUAGGCUUUUAUGAGAGUUUCGCUAUUGUCUCGACGUUCUAUUUCAAGCAUUGCCAUUGGCAAUUUUGCCAAACAGUUCAUCAUGGGCAUACUGCACAAUUACACACAUAAAUUACUGCCGUCCCCAGAUGAUGCAAACUAACACGCAUAACUGAUUAAACUGUAUAGAAGCGUUUUACAAAUGGAAGAUUCGAGUGUGCCUGUCUCUUUGUUUUAAAAAAUGAAAAUGGUAUUUCCGAUCUAUCGCCAUAUUAGGAUUUACCACUUACAUAGGGGAACAAAUAUUGCAGCUAUUAUUAAUUAUAUAGUUUGGGGAGAUAAAGAAUGCCAAAUUAGGCCAAAUAAAAAAAAACUUGCUUUUUUUAAAUUUUUUACUCGUUUUUAAAAUUUUUUAAUAGUAAAAUUUCAAAUAUUAAACUGUUUUAAACUGUAAUUAAAACGAAGAGAUUUACAUAAAAAAUUUUUUUAAAAAUUCAGAGGUGGCAAAAAUCGACAGGUGGGGCGAUGACGCUAACCAAGUAUUUUUUUUUAUUUGACCUUAUCAAGAUAUCAGGAUUUGGGCGUUAUAUACACGCUAUAUAUAUGAUGUUUGUGAUGUUCCUCUGAGUGUAUAUCCACACCGGGCGACUUUGAAAAAUAUGCCCGGCCACAGUGGGAAUCGCCCUACGACCUUUGGAAUUGACUAGCCCAUAUAUGAUUAUUUGUAUAAAAAGUUUUAUUUUCUCAUUUGAAAAAACUUUUGAAACGAUAUAUUAACUUCUUUUACUGAAUUUUCAUAUCUUGCUUAGUUCUAUGGUUCUUGAAAUAUUUUCACUUGAAGUAAUGAGAUGUCCGCCAUAUCUUGGAUAAAUUUUUGAUCUCAUUAACGGUAGUUUUGGUGACGUCACAACAGGGAUUAACCAUAUAAAAGUAUUCGUCGCUGACCAAAUAUUGAUUGGUAGAUGUUUUAAAGGUUUUGAGUGAUCUUGAUAUUUCGAAGGGCAGACAGAGUAUAGUUUUGAGUGCAAAAUGAUUAGUGGUUGUCUAGAUAAAAAUAUUGCGUGACCCCUGUUGUGACGCGAGAUGCAUAUCUACAAAAAUUUGAAGAUGGCGGACAUUUCAUUCCUUUCGAUCAAAAUAUUUGUAGAAGUAAGCAAGAUAUGAAAAAAAUGGUAAAAGAGUAUCUUUCUACAAUCAUCAAAAUGCCUCUGGCCGAGUAUCACUUCUCUAUGCAAAUAAUGCAAAUUGCCUACACAUUUAAUUGCGCAAUUUAUCAGUCUGUUGAUCAACAUGCAUGGCAAAUUUGGAAUGAUCACGAACUUUCAAAUAAAAAUUUAGAAGCAGAAAAAUGUUGCAUGGGGACGUCUUCGUUUUGUCCGCGAGAAACAUUAAGAACAUUUUGGAAGGCUUUAAAUCGCUCCAACAAUCGAAUUUUGCAUUUUUGCCGUUGGCAUUGAAAGUAUAACCAGCCCACAAUGGACAAGGUGCUAAGAAUUUGGCAAUUUCAGCUAAAUUGCCAAAUUAUCAAGAUGCCUUUAGAGUGUACACUUCUCUAAGGAAUGAAAAUUAUCUUUAAUUAUUUUAAAACUGCAUGCGCAAUUUAAUGCACCUGUGUGUUAAUCAACAUGGCAUAAAAUACAAAAGAACAUUAACUCCGUAUAACAUUUUUGUUUUGAUUUAUUGAAUCUACGUCUCGACCAGAUUGUAUAGUCAUCUUCAGGAUAUCAUCUUUAGGAUAUUUUUUCAUGUCAUCUUCAGGAUAUUUUCUCAAUCUUUUAUCCUGAAGAUGACUACAAUCUAGUCGAAACGUAGAUUCAAUAAAUCGAAACAAAAAUGUUAUUCGGAGUUACUGUUCUUACAUUUCAGAAAGCUUUAAAUCGUCCCAAUAUAAUCGAACUUUGCCAUUGGCAUUGAAAGUAUGGCCAGCCCAGAGCGGACAAGAUGGGGCUCAAGGGUUUAGAACUUAUAUUGACACAAUAUAGGAGAACAUUAAACUGCAUCCCUCAAUUUUAUUUAAUUGCCUCCAAUAAAAAAAAUUAAGAUCUAACCGCAAAUUCAUGUUGUAUAAGUACUAUACGGUGAUACUAGUGUACGGUGUAUGUAAAUAUCUAUAUAUAGUUUUUAAAUUUCAGAUCAGGCAACAGCUUGCCUUGCAUGAGGAUAUUAAAUUCGAUAAUUAAUCAAAACGAGAGAUUUGCCAAAUUGCCAAAUUAUCAAGAUGCCUUUAAGAGUGUUCACUUCUCCAAGGAUGCAAAUUAUCUUUAAUUAUUUAAACUGCGCAAUUUUAUGUAAUUGUCUGUUAAUCAACAUGGCAUAGUCACGCACUUUGAAAUAAGAAUGUAAAUGCAGAAAAACUUAGCAUGAACGUCUUAAUUUUGUCUGAAAAACAUCGACUUCAAAAGGGUUUGCUAAUUGUCGCAAUGAUCAGUUGAACUUUGUCAUUGGCAUUGAAAGUGUAGGGGAGGGAGGGACGAGCCUACAGAUAUAAGUGGCCCGCCCACAGCUGACAAAACCAUUCUCGGUGGGAGUUUCAAUCAUGCAGUGUUGUGGGGGCAUCAGAUGGUCCAUUUCAAACUUCAGAAACGCUGCAUGACAUUGAGCAAGUCUCUAGUCGAUUCUAGUUAUAAACUUUCAAAUACACUGAGGCAACACUACAUACAAUAUCUUUAUUUAACCUUACAAUCCUAAUUCCAAACAUAAUCAAUAGAAUUGGAAGGUUGGGGAACUCGAUGCAGACAUAACAUACCUCAUGAUGCAAGAAAUGGUUGGCUCAUCGCCUCGAGUGUAUUGUACUUUCGCCGAACCAACCAAUAGCAGUGCCAGUCAGUGUUGGUUUAAUUUACCCAGUCGUGAUAUUACACAAUGGUUUAAAUGAGAACAUAGCUAGUGGUUGCUCUGGUGAAAAUACAAUACACACGGGAUGUUUAUUAUGUCUGCAUCGACGUCCCCAGCCUUCUUAAUUAUCUAUUGACCAUGUUUCAAAGCUAAUCCGAAUCCUAAAACAUUCAAUUUUCUCAUUCUGAUAAUGUACUCAGGAAUGUAGAAAGAUCGCCAGGGGGCUGAAAAUUUCUUGUCGAAAAUUUCGUCCCUUCAUACACUGGCAUUACUAUUUAUGUCAACCGCUUUAUUUUUCUAGGCCAAAGAACUUUUCCGUCAAGUGUACGAGAAGCCCAUGGAAGCCUACCACGGCUCCCUGGACGCCAUCGAAUACAUCAAAGGCAUUAGUUUUCAUCCGGUGAAGGACCCAGCUUACAUGAGACGUAUGCACGUUUUCUUCAGUACACAACACAUACAUCGCUUACUCAUACGAAAACGUUCGUUGGAUCGCACUAUAGAAAACAUCGAGCCGUUCCUCAAAGGAAGCAUGCACUGGACGAACAGCCGGAAACUUCUGUCAGAUCACAACGACAGAUCGCAUCGCAACGCAAGAAAUAGCUCGCAACCUUGGGAGUCCUUCGACUUUUCGAAAGUUUGGGCUUUAACCGACAAACCGCCACUCCGUUACAUUCACGAUGGCACCGAAGCGGCAAUGACAAAAGUCGUAGAUUUCUCGAAAGAAAUUCUACUUCGCGACGGAGAAUCGAAUCUAUACGAGAAAAUCAGCUUUGACAAAUGGCAUAAUGGCUACAUGCGCGUCGAUCCCCUGACAGGCACGGAGUUUUGGGUCGAGCUUGGGACAAAAUACCAAACACGUGACCCCAACCAAGGGGCGAAGGUGACGCGCAUGCGUCGCACCGUGCGAAUACGCCAAACGUUUGGAAAAUUUAUUAUAAAACCCGAAGAAAACUACGGUGUCUCAAAAAUCCCGCUACAUUUUAUAGUUCCGCUAAUGGAAAGACUCGAAAACUUCAAAAGGUUUUUAAGGAGUUUUGAAGAAGACUUUAUUUUGAAUAAUGAUCCAGUGAAAUUACUUGUCGUCUAUUUUCCGGACGUGGCAUCAUCUGUCGAACAAAAGAAAGUAUUUGACCAGUACGUGAAGAAGUAUCCAUCAGUCGAAAUGAAAUGGCUGGAUGUAAAAGGGCCGUUCAAGAGAGCGGUCGGUCUGCAAAUUGGAACAGAUUAUUUCGGGAAUAAUUCCCUUCUAUAUUUUUGCGACGUCGACUUGGUCUUCCGACGCGAGUUUGCGGACCGAUGUCGCGCGAACGCGGUGCUUGGAAAGCGCGCGUAUUUCCCCGUCAUGUUUAGCCAGUUCAAUCCCAAGAUUACUUUCGCGAACAAAAGACAUCCGGGUCAUUAUUACUAUACGAAAGAAGCGGGUUUUUGGAGGUGGUACAGUUUUGGACCAGUCUGCGCGUACGCUAAGGACAUUAAUGACUCGGGAGGAUUGAACACGGGUUUACUCGGAUGGGGUUUGGAGGACGUAGAUUUAUACGAGAAGUUCUUAAAGAGGUCUGAUAUAGAGAUAUUUCGCGCGCCAGAUCCAGGCCUCGUGCACGUGUACCACCCGCACGCGCCUUGCGACCCGAAGUCCACAGAAGAACAGCAAACGAUGUGUCGGGCUGCGCAAGCUGAUAUUUAUAGUUCAGCACCAUCGUGUGUGGACUACCUACAUACUAAAGGAUAUCUUGGAUAUUUCUUAUAAUAUUAAAAUAAUAUGUCCAAGCCCUAGGUUUGGUUAUUAUCAUCGAUAUAUCGCCCGCGACUCGCGGUUCGGGCGGGGAGAAAUAUGCCCCAAAAGUUAUACGAGGAUCAUCCGUCUGACGAGAACAUCCGUCAACACAAGAUGAAAUACACACCGUAAAAACGCACAAGUUGUUCCAGGUCUGAAAACAAGUUGUUACAAAUCUGUUCACAAGCUGUCGACAAGUUGUGUUCGCACUGCUUGUUCCCAGUUGUUGCAACAAGUUUGGAACAAGUUGUUAACGACUUGUAACAAGCUUGAUGGCAUUAUCAGACUUGUUACAAGGUUUUUCUAACAAGUCUGAUUCAGUCAUGAUAUAACAAGAAUGUUACAUGGCUGACGACAUAAGGUUGUUACAAUAUUGUUAUAUCAUGACUGUAUCGGACUUGUUGGAACAACUUUUCAACAAGUCUGAUAAUAUCGGCAAAGUUGUUACAACUGUUAACAACUUGUUCCAAACUUGUUGACAGCUUGGGACAAGCAGUGCGAACACUCGACUUGUUGACGAUAUUUACGAUUUAAAGGAAAGUAAGAUAUGCUAUUGAAAAGAAGGAAAAAAUUAAUUUAUUUGUAAAAGUCAUUGCCAAAACAACACUUCAAUUUUCAAUAGUUCAUACUUGUGUUUAGAAGAUGUUAAUAUUCGAAAUAUGUUUAAUUUAUCUUCUAUUUAUUAGCAAAAUUGUCUGCUGGCAAGGCAUUUUAGUUCAGUGGUUUUACGUUUAAUGCCAUACUUUCCCAACUCCGGUGCGUAAAUCGACCAUUACGAACAAAAGACAAAUUAAUCCCGCUUAGAAGACACAGAUGAACUUUAUUUUCUUCGCGUUUUUUCUGCUGCCAUUUUUUAAAUGGAAACAAGGGUUGGGAAAUUCGAUGAUUUUAACCAAAUUUAUGGUGGGGACAGCUAGAUUGUUAGCUAGAUUAAUUAUGUAAUUAAGACUGAAUAUUUAUAGAAGAUAUAAAACAGCUCUGUUUGUAUUUAGUACCAAUUCUACAAGCAAGAGUAGUUAAUAUUUUAAAUGCAGAACGUUGUGUUUUGGGUUAGACAAUUAUUUAUAAUUUAUAAAUUAAUUUAUGACAUGAUUCACAUCUGAUUCAAGAUAAGAGGAUCGCAAACUUCCUAAGAAAUUAUUAUUACAGUAACUGAGGAGGAUUAAUUUUAAAGGAUUCCUUUAGAGGUGAACAAAUCUGUGGUCGUGUAUAAAUUUACAUGACAGAAAUGGAGUUAGAAUACAAUAUUUAGGAAAUGUGUUACUUGUUUUCAAAAUUAUGAGAUUUGGAAUAUUUUUAUAAAGAUUUAAAGUUUGAAAUAUGGAA